UCCAGCCGAGCCCCGCCGAGCCGAGCCCCGCCGAGCCGAGCCGAACCCCUCCGGGCCGAGCCGAACCCCUCCGGGCCGAGCCGAAUCCAGCCGAACCCCGUGCCGGGGGUUUUGGCCAUGACGGAGGCGGCGGGGCUGGUGCCCAAGCGCAUCCUGGUGACGGGUGGCACCGGCUUGGUGGGGAAAGCCAUCGAGAAGGUGGUGGCUGAUGGAGAGGGGCGGCCGGAUGAGGAGUGGAUCUUCGUGUCCUCCAGAGACGCCGACUUGACGAAUGCCGCGGAGACCAAAGCCCUGUUCGAGCAGCACAAGCCCACCCACGUCAUCCAUCUGGCCGCCAUGGUUGGGGGCCUCUUCAAAAACAUCCGCUACAACCUGGAUUUUUGGAGGAGAAACAUCCAUAUCAACGACAACGUCCUACACUCGGCCUACGAGACGGGAGUGCAGAAGGUGGUCUCCUGCCUCUCCACCUGCAUCUUCCCAGACAAGACGACGUACCCCAUCGACGAGACUAUGAUUCACAACGGGCCACCUCACAGCUCCAAUUUUGGCUACUCCUAUGCCAAGAGGAUGAUCGACAUCCAGAAUAGGGGCUACUUCGAGCAGCACGGCUGCCGCUUCACCGCCGUCAUCCCCACCAAUGUCUUCGGGCCACACGACAACUUCAACAUCGAGGAUGGCCACGUCUUGCCAGGGCUCAUCCACAAGGUCUACCUGGCCAAACAGACUGGCUCCGCUCUGACUGUCUGGGGCACGGGCAAGCCCAGGAGACAGUUCAUCUACUCCCUGGGUUGGGUCCCCUUGCGAUGGGAGGGCUGGGGGACAGCAGCCACCCCCCAAGAGCCAUCUGCCCCUCCGCAGGACCUGGCCCGGCUCUUCCUUUGGGUCCUGCGGGAAUAUGAUGAGGUGGAGCCCAUCAUUUUGUCAGUGGGAGAAGAAGAUGAAGUCUCCAUCAGAGAGGCAGCAGAGGCAAUCGUAGAAGCCAUGGAUUUCAGGGGAGAGCUUCUUUUUGACACCACCAAAGCAGAUGGGCAGUUCAAGAAGACGGCCAGCAAUGCCAAGCUACGGCGCUACCUGCCCGGCUUCCAGUUCACACCCUUCAGGCAAGCCGUGAAGGAGACCUGCACCUGGUUCAGCACCAACUAUGCCAACGCCAGGAAAUGAUGGGCCAACGCGACACCGGGACCGGCAUCACCUGGCACCGGCAUCAUCCUCUUCAACUCAGGGUUGUCCUUUGGUGGGGCAGAAGAACGGGGCUUGGGGGUGCGGGGGGGGUUGUGACAGUGACAUUUCCAAAGUAAAAGGGGGUCAGAGCCCAGCGAGCAGACCCCAUGUUCCUGCCCACUGCUGGGAGCGGUGCAGGACACCCAAGGCAGGGGGGAGGAAGGUCGGGGCACCCCAAAAUCACUGGGACCCCAGACCAGGUGGUAGCAGCCAACUGGAGCCACCACCACUUCCUUGGCCAUGUCCAAGAGGCUAAUUACCUGUAAUUAGGCUGUAAUAAAGGGAAGGCUAUCAGGGUUCCUCUGGCA
Molecule: messenger RNA, 1529 nt
Organism: Aquila chrysaetos chrysaetos
Lineage: Eukaryota; Metazoa; Chordata; Aves; Accipitriformes; Accipitridae
Gene: GFUS
Product: GDP-L-fucose synthase
Exons: 11
Coding region: 118-1161 (347 amino acids)
Biological process (GO): nucleotide-sugar biosynthetic process
Molecular function (GO): GDP-L-fucose synthase activity
Source: RefSeq, a predicted model, not a curated record